UAAAGUUAACAGAGCGGGACGGGCUGAGAAGAGAGAGAGAGCAAGUACAGUGAGCGACUCGCCAGCAUUAACAGAAGUGCGCGCGGAUCGGAUGUUGACACAUCGCGCGCAUCUGCAUAAUCUACAUCACAGCGGUGGCACGCGCUAAACAGCUCAACUCUUUAAACCUCCGUGGUUCUUUUCAAAACCAUAAAAAAGCUUUUCUAAGGCGUCUUUUCGCGGUUUUUCUUUUAGUAAUUUCCGAACUCUUUUGACUGACAUCAUCUGGUUUCGAGUUGGAUAAAAUAACAGUUUGAUGUCCGACUGAGAUAAAGAUGUUUGACGACAAUAUUAUUUCCGUCAGAGAAUGACUGAUCUGUAAGACUUAAGUCUAUAAGCAUUGAGUUGGGUGCUCUUCAGACCUCUUCAUCACAUUACACUGAGUUUGAGUGCACUUCAUUGCUUAAAUGGACCUCCAUCGGACUGCCUUUAAGAUGGAGAACUCCUCCUACAUGCCCAGCCCGCUGACCUCCCCUGCCCUCAUGGUUUUGGCAUCAACAGCUGAGGCUGGACGAGAUGCCUCUGUACCCUGCCAGCCCCCUCGGCCGUUUGGAGUGCCGGUCACUCUGGAAAAGGACAUGCACCUCCCGUUCCCCAGCGGCUCAUACACCUUUGCCUCUAUGUAUCAUCGGCAAGGAGGCUUUCCCACUCGCGACUUUCCCACCCCUCUGCUCCACCUCCACCCACAGUUUGCCCCACCCAAUCUUGACUGCUCACCGCUGGGUAUGCUCAACCACGGAGCGGUGGGGGCCUUCCGGCCAUUCUCCUCCCCACCCGAGGAGCGUGAUGCAGGGGCUUACCAGUCUGCCUUCCUCCCUGCCAAGCGCUUGAAGGGCUGUCUGGAACCAGAGGCAUCACCCCACCUCCGCUACAGAGAUGUGGAGGGAAAAGAUUUUGACUUUGGGGGUGCUCAUGUUCCUACUGGUUCACCACACACCCUGAAGGUAGCUGAGGAUGCUGGGAAGAAGCUCUUUGGCUUGUCUGGGCUGUUGGUAGAGGGUUCAUCUAGCCCAGAGGAGCACAAAGAACCAAGUAAAGUGAAGACCUUGUAUGACACUCAGACGCCCAUGUGUCCGAUCUGUCAUGCUGUGCUGCGGCCAGGAGAGCUGCAGGAACACAUGGAGCAGGAGAUGGAGCGACUGAUGCAGCAGCAAAAUAGUCAGGGUCCUGCUCAAAAGGAGUGUUUCGCUGCUGGGCCACCUAAGUCUCUGUUCUCUAUGCAUAUAAAGAGAGAGGGUUCCUCCUCCGCCUCAUCUCCUCGUCCUGCUGAUGAGGCAGUGCACUCCGACAGGUACCAGACAUUUUUGCGAGUACGAGCAAACAGGCAAACAAGACUCAAUGUUAAGGAGCUCUGCUGGUGCAGGUGCUACGCCAAACAGAAAGUGAAAUCUGUUCAUGUUUGGCCUGACUGUGGAUUCCCACAUUUAUCUUCUUGCCCACUGUCUGCACGCAUUGGGAAACUUAAAAGACGGAAAGCAGAGGAAGACCAGAGAGACGGCGUGUGUGUUGUUGAAGAUGGCUCUGUGCUGUCAGCUGGGAGGGAGUUUGAAUGGGCCGAACAGAGAAGAAUACAGAUGGUUUCUGUUCUCAGAGGCUUCAGAGGUUUGGUGAGCAGCUCACUGAAAGAACAUCAGGACAGCGAUGCAGAUCUGGAUGUGGACGGUGAUGAUACUUUGGAAUAUGGAAAAGCACAAUACACAGAGGCGGAUGUGAUUCCCUGUUCAGGAAAUGAACCCAGAGAUGCUGAGGAGAGGCAGGCGUUAAGAGGAGCUGUUUUAAAUGGCGACACAACCAGCAGGUCAUCUCCAGAGCAAACCAAGUUGGCAAACCCAGAAACUCCUACUACAAGCAAUGGAGAGUUUGACAACAAAAUAAGCACAACAUCUCCAAGUACCUGCAAGAACAGCGAGUUAGAGAUCUUACCAGAUGACCCCUCCCUCAGUAUGCUGGAGGCCCUGAAAACACGCAUCAGAGAUCUGGAGAAGCAGCUCACACGAGGGGACAGGUUCAAGUGUCUCAUCUGCAUGGACUCCUACACAGUACCUCUGACCUCCAUCCAGUGCUGGCAUGUCCACUGUGAGGAAUGCUGGCUUCGCACCCUGGGAGCAAAGAAACUGUGUCCACAGUGCAACACUAUCACCUCACCUGGGGACCUGAGACGAGUGUAUUUGUGAAAAGUUACGGCUGUCCUGUUAUCUGCCUGUUUGCACUCUACACAGACAGAUCAUUUUAACUGAGGAGUACCUUUCUGGGCUGCUGCAAAACUUAGAGGACAUCUUGCCCAACAGAGUCUUUGCCCAAAGGUUCAUGUCGGAAUGCAACCCAGUUACUGCACAUGAAGACCACUGUGUUCAUUUCUUAAUGAAAUGGUAAAGAUUUAAAGCAUAAAUCUGCCGUAAUAAUAUUGUAAGGACAGUAAAAAUGUUGUUUCUAUGUAAAAAAAAA
Molecule: messenger RNA, 2484 nt
Organism: Carassius carassius (crucian carp)
Lineage: Eukaryota; Metazoa; Chordata; Actinopteri; Cypriniformes; Cyprinidae
Gene: rnf220b
Product: ring finger protein 220b
Exons: 16
Coding region: 447-2213 (588 amino acids)
Biological process (GO): protein ubiquitination
Molecular function (GO): metal ion binding; ubiquitin protein ligase activity
Source: RefSeq, a predicted model, not a curated record